This is a messenger RNA of Lithohypha guttulata, 1242 nucleotides long. RefSeq lists its product as uncharacterized. Gene Ontology annotation, biological process: carnitine biosynthetic process. The transcript has 2 exons. Gene Ontology annotation, cellular component: mitochondrion. Gene Ontology annotation, molecular function: trimethyllysine dioxygenase activity; iron ion binding. The record is from RefSeq and is a predicted model, not a curated record. Lineage: Eukaryota; Fungi; Ascomycota; Eurotiomycetes; Chaetothyriales; Trichomeriaceae. The coding region runs from base 1 to 1242 and encodes 413 amino acids.
AUGCAUCUGUGUUCGAACUGUCUUCAUACACACACUGGACAACGACAAGUAAACACGUUCGAACUCGACCCCGACAUUCAGGCGACUGAUGUCAACUCUACAGCAGAAGGACUUAGGAUCAUCUGGUCACAAGGCCAACAUCAAAGCCUGUAUCCUUGGGAGUGGCUUUCUAAACACAUUCCGUUCAAUGCAGCUCCAACAGCAAAGCAUCCACGGCAGGAUUGGUACCAUGUCAAGCCAGCUUCGGCGCAGAAUGUGCAGACAGACUACGACACCGUCAUGAACAGUGAUGCAGGCCUUGGAGUCUUCCUUGAGCAAAUUCGGACAACUGGGUUCAGCUUUGUGCCCAACACGCCUGCCACACCAGAAGCUACGGAGAAGUUACUACAGCGCAUUGCCUUUAUCAGACCAACUCAGUACGGCGCGUUCUGGGACUUCACAUCAGAAGUCAAACCCGUCGACACCGCUUAUACCAAUCUGGAACUACCUCUCCAUACAGAUACAACGUAUUUCAACGAUCCAGCUGGCCUACAGCUAUUCCACUGCCUGCAAGUAGCCACAGAAGGAGGCGGUCAAUCCACCUUUUCCGAUACUUUCGCAGCAGCAGCACAGCUAUACAAGAUCAACCCCGACUACUACAACAUCCUGUCCUCGGUUCGUAUUGCCUCUCAUGCAUCUGGCAGCAGCUCUACCUUUGGAUCUUUCAUGAACAAUGCCUCGCAUGCCGGUGGCUUCCCAGUCUUCACCCAUUCAGUACCGCAUAUCAGACCACAUCCAAAGAACCUGACACACGUCCGCUGGAACAACGAUGACCGCCACUCAAGCACACAAUGGCCUAGUCAUGAACGCAUGAUCGUCUGGUAUCGUGCAGCCAAGGUGUGGCAGGAACUUCUGGCGAGUAAAGAGUUUCAAUGGCAAGCACAGCUUCAGCCUGGCACGCCAAUAAUUUUCGACAAUUGGCGCAUCGCACAUGGACGCACAGCCUUCGAUGGUCAAAGGAGAAUCUGUGGAGGAUAUAUCGGUAUGGAUGAGUUUUUGGCCCGAGGGAGGAUGAUCAGUGCUCGAUUGAGGGCAGAUGCACAGCCGGGUAGUGAGAAGACGAGCGAGGAAGAAAAGAAUGAGGAAAAGGUCAAAAAAGAACAAGAGGAAGAAGAGAAGAUCGAGAAAGAACAGCCGGAGACUGUCGAGCCGGAUGUACUACCGCAGAAGGAUGAAGGACUCGACCGACCAAUUGCUAGCUGA